This is a messenger RNA of Myripristis murdjan (pinecone soldierfish), 4488 nucleotides long. It is a transcript of the gene arhgef15b, whose product is annotated as Rho guanine nucleotide exchange factor 15b. NCBI's taxonomy places the organism in Eukaryota, Metazoa, Chordata, Actinopteri, Holocentriformes, Holocentridae. Gene Ontology annotation, molecular function: guanyl-nucleotide exchange factor activity; protein binding. Gene Ontology annotation, biological process: activation of GTPase activity. The coding region runs from base 401 to 3523 and encodes 1040 amino acids. The record is from RefSeq and is a predicted model, not a curated record. The transcript has 15 exons.
GCUGUAACAAAGAGACAACAAGGGAUGACGGCUCCAACAGACAACAAUUGCUCGUCCGACAAACAAUAAGAAACACUUCAAGAAAACUGAUACAUUGUUUUGUAAAUAGUGGAUAAUUGUGUAUUUUUGUGUAUUUUACCGUGCUUCACUCGACCGUUUUUCCCCCCAAAAGUUUACACUGCGCUCGAGCUGUUAUUACCGGACGUUUUUAACCGAAAGCUACGAUGUUGGACUGCCAGCACUAGACCUGUCUGACCGGAGAGUUUACAUUCACUUCAGUCACGUUUGUUUGCAUUACGGUGAGGAUGACAUGUCCAUGCUGACCUUUGCCAUCCAGGCCUGGCCUUUGAUUGGUCAGGGUGGGGACUGAAGCAUAUUGUAAUAAAAGACCCCAGCUAUCAUGUCUCUUCCAGACGCACCUAUACGCCCUGCAUCCCCCUUACCCAUCAAACCCGAGUCCAAAUCUAGACCCCAGAUCCCGCCAAAACCCUCACCCCAAGUCGACCCAUCUCCUCUGGGAGACAGAGGCAGCACAAGCCGCGUCUCUGGCGGGAAAGUCAAAAGUAUUGUGGACAAGUUUACCAAAAAGGAGACUGUACUAACUGCAGCGGGAGAACAAUCCAGUAAUGGCACCACAGGAUCUAAGAAAAUUAAGCAGUUCAAAAGGGCACCUACGAUUAAGCCUAAACCGGCCCGCUCCAGUCUGCCGAUCCAGAAGGCGGGAGACCAGGCACCGCAGCUGCCUCUGAAGAAGAGCCGCAUCCUGCAGAAGCAGAUGGAAAUUGUGGGAGGAGAGGAGGACAAUGGCAUCAGUGUUGAAGGGGGACGAUCAGCACCAGAUGGAAAGGAGGUGGAGCUUCCACUGACAGGAGGAGGGGAACUGGAAGUAGAGCACAGUCCAGACGCACCUGUCAGUCCUACCUGUGACCCAAACUGCAGCUGUGUGUGUCACCUCGAGUACCCUGGCAUGAAACUGGUCUGGGUACCUGUGGAUGUGGAAGAUGGUGAGGAUGAUGAUGACAUUUAUGAAUUUGAGGUGGACUGGGAGGAGGAGGAAGAGGAGAGAGUUGGGGAAGGAGAGAGCAAGGCAGAAGAUGAGGCAGAAAGGAGCGUGACCUCUUUUGGUGAGGAUGGUGAGGACUCCAUCGUGAAACAGCAGAAAGCGAAUAUCCACCAUGUUUUGGAUGUUGUCCUCGCAGAGAAUCAGAGGAGGUUGUCGGACCCAGGGCCGCAUGCCCUUAUCACCUCCCUCUCCCCUGGACGCUGUCAUUCUCCUCCCAUUCCCCCCAAACGGGCUCAGUCCCAGUCCCCACCGACCCAUCCCAUACCUCCCUUAAAUGAAGAUGAAGACAUUUACGAGCUCACACUACCUGCGAUCAAUCCCACACCCAAAAACACCACGGCUCCCACCAGACCUCUGUGUCAGGAACUGGAUAUCCCUCUCAUCAGGGUGCGAAAACCAGUCCGUAGGGCUAAAAUGUCUUCUAGCACCUCCGACCCCACAUCAGAGUUUCAAACAGAUCCUGAUCCUAUUUCAUGUGUGGAUGAUGUGCCGCCUGCCAUCCCGCCUCGGAUGCCCAUGGCUCAGGACAGCAGCAAAAACACCCGGAACCUCACACCGGUGCACCGAGGUGGCAUCCCUCUCCCGCAGCCCACAGCGGAAGAGUGGCGCUCCUUGCGGCCCUCAUCUCCCAACAGCUCCAGCACCAGUACCCUGACUCCGGUGCGAGCAGCGCCACCGCCCCCUGUCAGCCCACACCUGCCCCACAAAACCCCCCCUUCACCCCCCAAGACAGAGCCCAGGAGACCCAGAGCAACCUCAAUGCAGUCCCUUGUAGAGUUUAAAGAGGAAGAGGGGAAUGCAAACACUGAAGGAGAGAAAGAGGAUGUAAAGGAACAGCAGCACCAGGUCACUCCACCCAGAAAGGCAUCAUUCAGCUGGGAGUCCAGGCUUCAGGAUGAGCCGCUGUACCAGACGUACCGUGCCACCGUCAUCACCAAGGAGAUCCGACGCCAGACAGUCUGCCGAAACAUCAGCAAAACAAGUGCCGACUACUCUAUGGACUGGACUGCCCGUAGAUCUGGGACUGGGACAGGGACUGGCAUGAGUAAUGGGGCACCCAGGAGCAGUCCUGUACCCCAACCAGGCCAGAGCACCCUGUGGCAGGACCUCCCAGCUGUGCGGGACAGUGGGGUUCUGGACCAGCUAAGCCCUGACGACUGCAAGUACCAGGAGAGCAUGUUUGAGGUGCUGACCUCAGAGGCGUCCUACCUUCGAUCUCUGCGCGUUCUGACUGAACACUUCCUGGAGAGCCGGGACCUGGAGGAGACGCUGAUCAUCAGGGACAGGAAAACCCUUUUCUCUAACAUCCUUAGGGUCCGCGAGGUCAGCGAAAGGUUCUUAAAGGACCUGGAGGACCGCAUGGACGAGAGCCUAGUCUUCUCCGACAUCUGUGACAUCAUCCACUACCAUGCUCAGCACAACUUCCCCGCCUACAUCGACUACGUCCGCAACCAGAUCUACCAGGAGAAGACUUACACUGCUCUCAUGAGGAACAAUGCCCAAUUUGCUGCGGUCAUCACACGUCUCCAAGAGUCACCUCAGUGCCAGCGCCUGCCCUUCGUGUCCUUCCUGCUGCUGCCCUUCCAGCGCAUCACGCGCAUCAAGAUGCUCAUUGAGAACAUCCUGAAACGAACAAAGGAGGGGACAAAAGAGGAGCAGACAGCAUCCAAGGCCUUGGACUCGGUGUCUAAGAUCAUUGAGGAGUGUAACACACAGGUGGGGAAAAUGAAGCAAGUGGAGGAGUUGAUCCAUCUCUCUAAAACACUGGAGUUUGACAAGCUCAAGGCCGUCCCCAUCAUCUCUCAGUCACGAUAUCUGGAGAAGAAAGGAGAGCUCCAGGAAAUGUCCAAAGGAGGAACGCUCUUCAACAUGAGGGCCAAGUUCAAUUCCGUCCAUCUCUUCCUCUUCAACGAUCUGCUCAUUAUCGCCGCCAAGAAGGGUGGGGAACGUUUUGUGGUGCUAGACCACGCCCAUCGCUCUCUGGUGCAGGUGCAACCAUUGGAGGAGGGUGCCAGCCCCUACGAACACUGCUUCAACCUCACCAUGCUGGAAAACCACCAGGGACGCAUGAUGGAGAGGCUGCUCAAAGCCCCCUCCCAGUCAGACAUGCACAGGUGGAUUGCGGCUUUCCCUAGCCCUGCCAACCCAGACAAAGAGGAAGAUGAGGUGAUUUAUGAGGACUGGGAUUGUCCCCAGGUGCAGUGUGUGGACCAGUACAUUGCCCAGCAGGCAGAUGAGCUCACCCUGGAACCCACUGAGAUCAUCAACGUCAUACGCAAAACCAAUGAGGGCUGGUACGAGGGGGUCCGUCUAUCUGAUGGUCAGAAGGGCUGGUUCCCCAUAGGGAAUGUUCUAGAGAUCACAAACGAGCAUGUAAGGCGGCGCAACCUUCGAGAGCGCUACAGAGUCAUUCAAGCUGCAAGCAACAUCGCCAACACCAAGGUCCGCACCCUGUCUUAGAGCCCCUGGACUGAAGAUGUUUACAAAAUGCUGCCUGGUCGGCCUGGCCAGAAUACUUACGGACAAAAAAGCUCUUGAGAAGACAGUGAGUGCCUUCAGAGCAACAUUUGUACAAAGAUCAUUCAGAAAGCUUAUGGCUUGAUACGGCAGUUUCAGUAGGAACCAGAAGUGAAAGGGGGUGUGGUGAUGAAAUGUCACUGAACAUAAGGGACCUAGAAAACAACUGACCAACUGCAACCUUAUUUACUCCACUGGGACACUAUGUCGUGGAUUACAUUGCUGUGGAUCAUUUAAAUUAAAACUGUGUAUGUGCAUGUAUGCAUCAAAUCAGUGAGAAAGUGCAAGUGGCAUGUUUGCGUUAUUGCUGUAGAAUGAAUGUGUUUUAUGAGAAUGGAGUCCUAUAUAGAAACCCUAUCCCAGGCGCUGCUGUGGAAUUGAUAAUUUAAAUUCCAGUAAUUUUUAGCCACUGCCCUACCUGAAUGAACAAAUACCAGGAAUGCCGUUCCAGUCAGCUGAUUCCACAUACACCUCACUUCAAACUGACUACUCGUGUCUAUAUCUCAACACUCAUGCAAACCCAGGUUAAUCGUGUAAUUCCUGUCUGGGAACCUGUCAGGUAGAACAACAAAGUAAACAAAUGUUCAAUAUGACGCAUGUACAUUUAAAAAACAAACUGAAAGAUUUUUUGGAAUUUAAACAGGAAAUUUUCCUACUUCACCUGAAGACUAUCCUUCUUACAAUCUUCAGGAAGUGCCUUUGCACAAAUUUCACAAGAUCCAUCGGUUUUACAAGUCACACAGUGUGCUCAGUAUUUGGGAGAACUGUAUGCUCAUACUUCUACUAAGUCAUUGUAGCAUAAUACUACCCCCUGUAGUUUGUCAGUAUGAAGCCUGGGAGUCUUGGUGGUUGUACUGUAAAUGCUAUCUGUAAAUGUUGGUGGGAGAGGGAUUGUGUCCUUCAUAAUG